This is a messenger RNA of Formica exsecta, 2074 nucleotides long. RefSeq names its product NAD kinase 2, mitochondrial (gene Nadk2). The transcript has 6 exons. Gene Ontology annotation, cellular component: mitochondrion. Gene Ontology annotation, molecular function: NAD+ kinase activity. The record is from RefSeq and is a predicted model, not a curated record. NCBI's taxonomy places the organism in Eukaryota, Metazoa, Arthropoda, Insecta, Hymenoptera, Formicidae. Gene Ontology annotation, biological process: NAD+ metabolic process. Bases 204 to 1439 code for a protein of 411 amino acids.
AAAACGGCAGCGUGGCGACUCUCAUUCUUCUCUCUGGUAUAGAGUUCAGCGGUGAUCAGUGAUAAGUGUUAAUUGAGUGUCAAGUCAAUUCAGGUCAGCGUAAGCCAAUUAAAUACCUAGAAGAAGUUUUGCGAAACUUUCGGAGCGAUUUAUCAUUCACGAUAGUUCGAUAUUACGCAUUAGAAUAUCUCAAUCAUCAUGCAAUGAUGGUUUUCAAUCAUCUUCUUAAAACUGCCAAAACACUGCAGUGUUUACAAUCUCAUUCUAUUCAUGCACACAAAGGUCUAUAUAUUUCCUUCCGAAAUGAAUCAAGUUUUGUGCCUAAAAAGAUACUUAUUGUGGCGAAACUAUCGAGGUACCAUUUUGAAAGAUUACGGGAACCCGAGCUCAAUGAAACUCAGUUGAAAUUGAAACUAAUAGAAAGAGGCUCUGAUUAUGAUACUAUGCUUGCUAAUCAUUUUGCCACCAAAGCUGUGACAGAUCAAGUAAUACAAAUCUUGCAGAAAAUGAAUGUGGAAUGUAAGGUAGUAGAUAGAACAACUAUAGAUCAAUCGUAUUUUACAUGGGCGGAUUUAGUUUUGCCAGUCGGCGGUGAUGGAACAUUUCUUUUGGCUUCAAAUUUAAUAUUUGACAAUAAAAAACCUAUAAUGGGCAUUAAUUCAAAUCCCGAGAAGUCGGAGGGUUAUCUUCUGUUACCGAUGAAAUAUACGAGAAAUAUAAGAGAGAUUUUCGAAAUGCUAAGAGCAGGACAUUACAGUAUACUCAUGCGAAGAAGAAUUCGGACUACUCUGAAGGGAGAAGAAAUAUGGAAAGUUCCUUUUCAUAUGCACGAAAAAGGACGCGUUGCAGGUGGUCAAAGGAUUUAUGUAAAUGAGAAAUUUGAAGAUAAUCCUGAUGAAUUACCAAGAGAAAGGCGUCUACCUUGGUUGGCACUUAAUGAAGUGUUUAUGGGCGAAACGUUAUCGGCACGAACGAGUUCCUUGUUCAUAAAGUUAGAUGAAGAGCAAAAGUAUCAAAAAGUAAAGGGCUCUGGUUUGUGCGUAAGCACUGGUACAGGAUCAACAUCUUGGUAUAAAUCUAUAAACAGUCUUAGCCAACAAACUGUGAGAGAAAUAUUGAACCUCAUAGAUACUAAACGACAAUUUACCAAUGAUGAAAUUGAGACAAUCUGUUCAACUUUCAAUAGCAACUUACGAUUUGAUGCAGAGGAUUCCACACUGUGUUAUUCCAUAAGAGAUAUGAUUGUGACUGAUGCAAUGUCUUUUUCAAAGCGUAUAUAUCCUCGCGGUUUUUGUAAAAAGAUCACUGUAAGAUCACAGUGUUUUGAUGCAGGUUUAGUUCUCGAUGGUGGAAUAGCAGUCUCCUUCAACUUCGGUACCAUCGCGGAAAUAGAAACUUUUCCCGAAGAUUCUUUGCGAACUAUCAUUCUUCCUGACUGAAUUGACUACUAGGAUACUAUUGAAGGAGUAUUUCAUAGUGAUACAACUGUGAUAAUAAUUGGUUAUCAUGUAAAUAACAUUCUUGCACUUUUUGUAUUUUUUACGAAAAAUAAUUUCAUUGGAAAAAUAUUUAUGAAACAUAAUAUGCAAAAUGUUUAAUGAAAUCAGUUAUAUAUAUAUAUGUAUAUACUUAGAGAGAGGUGAUGGAAAUAAUAUAAUAUAUUUGGGUAUAUUAUAUACAUAUAUAAUGCAAAAUUUUUUGGAAUACAUAAAGUUAUAAACAAACUAUUCAAUUCAAAAGAAGAAAGCAUUCCUAGUAUCCACGUUUUUUAAAACCAUUUCUAUAUAAAUACACAUGACCAUGUAUAUAAGCAUUUAUUUAAGAUAAGAUACCUAAUACUGCUUUAUGUUUAUAAUAUGUAAAAUAACAUGGAUCACAUAUGUACCUAUAUCGAAUAUCUAUAUUGUACCUAUAAAUGUACCUAUAUUGAAUAUCAAAUUACCUUAUUACAUAUUGUAAGCGCCAAUCUGAACAAAAACUGUAAUACUAAUUGUAAACUAGUAUUGCUUUUUUGUAUACAUAAAAUACUUUUUUAGAAUACUUUAGCUCAUAUAAAUAUAGAGCAAAAAUUUUA